AAGUUAGCACUACAAGAAUUUAUGGUAUUAGGGGCGACAUCAUUAGUGGCGACAUGCUAAAUGUUGUCGCUGAUGCUUAUAAUCCACAUGCCAUCCAUCUGAGUUGAUUCUGGCCAUUGAUCAACUGAUGAAUCUAAGGGCUGACCAUUAUUCAUCCCCAAUUUCAUUUCCCUCCAAACAAGAUCAUUCUUUAUCCCCAAUUAAUCAUUUCCCCCCAAACAAAACCCUUUCAUUGUCCCCAAUUUCUCUCCCACCUGCAACCAUACGACGCCCCGCAUCUCCGACCACCAUCCGGCCACCUCCGCAUCUCCAACCAUCAUCAAUGUCCGACCCCACCUCCCAACCACCUUUGCGACGUCCGACACCACUCCAACCACCGGCGACCCGCCACAGACCAUCACUGUUUGUCUAUAAUUUGACCUACUCUGCUAAAGAAUGCCUAUGCUAUUGCCCAAUUGCGAAAAUUUGGUUACUCAAAAACAAAAUUCUACAUGGAGGAUGUAAACUUAUAUAAAGUGGCACUCAAGAGUGUAAUCAAGCUAAGAGAAUCUAGACGGAGUAAUGCUUACUCGGAACUGAUAGAGCCGGUCACUAAAAUUCGAACUCUACGCGCUCGAAUGAUUGGAGUUGCCAAAGAUGACCUGAGUAAAGUAUUCAUAUGGCUCACACUUGAGUUUCUUUCUAAACAGUGUUUGCAACUUUCCUUCCCCAACUGCUGUUGCACCUGAAUGUUGCUGAUCCAUGAAACACCAAAGCGGUGGAUCCUCUAUUAACUGACAAAGAAGAUUAUAAACAAAGAGUCAGACGUACUUAAAAUCUUCUAUGUACUGUUGUUAAAAUAUUUCAUACUAAUAUAAAUUAAGGUUAUCAAAACCCGGAUUUUAGUCAAAGAAGUGAACAUUACAGUUUGA
Messenger RNA from Helianthus annuus (common sunflower), 911 nucleotides. RefSeq lists its product as uncharacterized. The transcript is spliced from 5 exons. Gene Ontology annotation, cellular component: mitochondrion. The coding region runs from base 492 to 728 and encodes 78 amino acids. NCBI's taxonomy places the organism in Eukaryota, Viridiplantae, Streptophyta, Magnoliopsida, Asterales, Asteraceae. The record is from RefSeq and is a predicted model, not a curated record.